Coffea arabica (coffee) is the source of this 1293-nucleotide messenger RNA. RefSeq lists its product as uncharacterized. The record is from RefSeq and is a predicted model, not a curated record. Lineage: Eukaryota; Viridiplantae; Streptophyta; Magnoliopsida; Gentianales; Rubiaceae. Gene Ontology annotation, molecular function: S-adenosylmethionine-dependent methyltransferase activity.
AUGACCCAUGAUGCUCGAAAAAUGGAGCCAAUUUUGCUGAACUUGGAUGCAUGCCCACUGAACUUUGGCUCUAGCGAGUAUUACAAUGUCAGCAAGUUUUCAAAUCCCCUUUCGGUUCUUAGGUUUUCUCUUUAUGGGGGUUUUAAGAUGCUUAGCAAAGAGACUGAAAACUUGGCUAAUAAUGUUUUCAAGGAGCUUAUGGGGAAGAAUUUGCUGGAUCCUAAUUCGAAAACUUUGUGUGUUGGGGAGGGUUCUGCCUCUGCUGUAUCAGCUCUGCGAGAGCUGGGUUUCCGACAUGCUGUUGCUGUUGGUAGCCACCCAUCUUUCUCACUUCUAAAACGGAGAUUUGUUUGUGAGCUCGACUUUGCGGAUAAUUCCUUCGAUUUUUUGUUCUCGAGAGCUCUUGAUGGGGUAUCUGUGCCAGCUCUUAUCGUGCUUGAGAUUGAGCGUGUUUUACGUCCAGGUGGCAUUGGUGCUAUGCUUGUUGGUGCCCAUGACUUCUACUCUGGAAGCCUGAUUAGGUCUGCCACACCAGUUUCAUUAUAUUUAAAGAGUUCUGAAAUCAUACAUGUGUGUGGUGUUGGCUCAAAUGCUCUAGUCAUCUUUAAGAAAAGAUUUGAAAAUGCUGCUUUCUUUGAGCAAUUUCAACUUCCAAAUGAAUGCCCUGCCAUCACAAAUAACAAACCAUUUAUGAAGUUCAUUGAGCCCCUAACGGAUGAAAAAUCACUACAUACCAAGAGGGAAGUUUCUUAUCUGCCCAAGUUUUUGAAUACUUCAACAAGGAACAGACUCAUUUACAUCAAUGUUGGUGCAGACGAAUCCACAAACCUGAGUAUUUAUGAGCUGUUUAAACCUUAUAGUUCAUUUGGUAAACGAGCAUUCAGUGUAUUUUUGAUGGAUCAUAACACUUCUGUCCUGUCUUCUCACAUCAAAACUCCUGGUAUCACUUUUAUUUACCAUCCAGGCCUCGCAGGAGAAAAUGCUGCUCCGGAACUGGACUCUGAUGAGUACUUGAGUGCUCCAAUGGAUACAGAAGGGUUUGACUUUGCUCGCUGGUUUAAAGAAACAGUGGAAGAUGAUGAUUUUGUGGUCCUUAGGAUUAACACAAGAACACUGAAGUUGAACAUUCUUGGUGAAUUGUUCAAAACUGGAGUAAUAUGCCGCGUUGAUGAACUUUUCCUCCAGUGCUCAGAGUCGCUAGACUGCAAAGGUGCCAUUUGUGAAGACUGCAUGAGUCUUUUCAGAAGUCUCAGAAAUUCUGGUGUGUUUGUUCAUCAGUGGUUGGGGGACUGA